Aedes albopictus (Asian tiger mosquito) is the source of this 1464-nucleotide messenger RNA. RefSeq lists its product as uncharacterized. The transcript has 2 exons. The coding region runs from base 53 to 1249 and encodes 398 amino acids. Lineage: Eukaryota; Metazoa; Arthropoda; Insecta; Diptera; Culicidae. The record is from RefSeq and is a predicted model, not a curated record.
CUUCUAUUAGUUGCUUACUGAUACUCGUGCGGUCCGAUUCGAAUCGUCCGAAAUGAAGUGUCUCUUACUCUUAUUCGCGUUAUUCGUUUACGAGGCGUCUGGCGCCAAUGCAUCGGAUGCGGUUUUCAAAGACGACCUAUGCCUCAAUGGCUCACGUGAUCAAAACGGAAAAUGUGUUUGCACUGGUGGUUAUGUCGAAUAUCGUGGUAGUUGUUUCCUGAUGGCUUCCCCAGCAGCAAAUACCGCAUCGACGAAACACCUAAGACAGAACAGGUCCUGCCCACCGGGCUACAGUGACCAUCAGGGUAGUUGCGUGCCCAAAUCAUGCUCCGGAACAAUUUGUGAAAGUGCUUGCCAACCGGGAUACGUAUUGAAUGCUGGCUUCUGUGAGCCUCAAAACCCCAAAUGCCCUACUGGCACCUACUACAAAAAUGGAUAUUGUUACUACCAAGCUAUACCUCCGCAAACUCAAACGGCUAAACCAAUUGAAACAAUGAAAAUAGUACCACCGUGGAAACUGGACAUUCCCGUUCCAGAGUACAUUGAUCCACUGGAUCCGAACGAAGUCGAAGAAGGGACAGAACCUAACUCCGAGGACGAUGACAACGACAUCGAAGUUGUUCCUGAUCGCCGACCACAUCCCGGCAAGAACGUGGUGAACAAUCUGAAUACCGUGAACUCCCCAACCAACGUAACGCCGCAUAACAUUAAUAAUGUCUACGUUCACAUCACGCGUCACAAAUCCGAUGGAUCUAUCAAAACCGUCGUGAUAAGGAACAACGAGACGACGGUAUACGAAGAGAAACCACCACAGAAAACCUUGACAGAGAAACCGGUGGAGCCAACCACUACGGAAGAACCACAGCCUGACAAAUGUUGCAUAAUUGUGUCACCGAGAAUUUGCCGCCAGCAGCAGGAUGAGUGGGUUUGCUUCCAUCGAAAACACUACCGCUGUGGAUCCUUCUGCACAUCGAACGUUAUGUACUUGAAACCGCGCCGACCGUUCUACCAUGGUUCAACGCUUAUCAUGCCGCCGACGAUGAACUACUCUUCGCGCAUGCGAUUCGGUCUAUGCCGGUGGGGAAUUUGCCCGUCCGUUGACUGUUCGGGAUGCCUCCAGGGCAGCUAUCGCUGUCACAUACAGUGCUACACUUACGAUUGCGUGGAACAGGGUGAUUGUAAUUUCGUCAAUCAGGAGGAGUAUUGCGAUGAUAAUGAUGAUGUACUUUGUUCACCUGUAGAGAAAUAAAUUCAUAAUGUAUUGUAAUGUAAAGUAAUGUAUGGCAAAAUCCGAAAAACACAAUCAAAAUCGAUAAGCAUUUACAGAGUAACGCAGACUGUAUUAGGAAGCUUUAUAUGUAGACCAGACAGAUAUUUGAUAUUUGACCCGAAUUUCAUAAUUUACCUACCUAGAUACCUUGUGGGCGAAUAAUUACCUUUACUCCAGCGCUGAGCGUAUGGUAA